AAGCUACAGCGACAGUUCACGUGUGUGGCAAUGGAACAGCCGCUGCGAUGCAUUUGACGCUCUGCGCCAGGAUUACUCGAUUAUUGAGCAAAAUAGUUAUUUUUAAAACUGCCACAAGAGCAGUGCGCUGAAUUUAGAUCGGUGGCUGAACACAAGUAUGAGAUUAUAGCAAGGCUAUACUGCUUUUUCCAGUAUACACUGACACAUUUCCUGGGAAAUACCUCAUAACUUCAGAAGUUGAUAGAAUAUCCAAGAUGCAGACAAGAGAGUUCUUGGUUUCAGCACCAGGGAAAGUAAUUCUUCACGGUGAGCAUUCAGUCGUGCAUGGAAAGGUUGCUUUGGCUGUGAGUGUGAACCUGCGCACACACCUGCGGCUGCAGGCCACAUCAUCCGGUGACGUGCGCAUCAACCUCCCCAAUAUUGACACUUUUCUGUCCUGGGAAAUAACUGCACUGCAGCCUCUUCUGGCUGGGUGUAAAGCAGAGCAGGAUGGCCUGAAGGAACCUGAUGCAGAUCUUUUGAAGAGGCUACGUGAAUUCACAGGCAUUUCAGAUGAUUCCACAGACACAAGAAGCAUGGCAGUGUUGGCCUUCCUCUAUAUGUACCUGACUGUAUUUGCAGGGUCUCUGGCCAGUAUAACAGUGUCUGUGUGGUCAGAGUUGCCCACAGGAGCUGGUUUAGGCUCCAGUGCCGCCUAUAAUGUUUGUCUGUCUGCUGCUCUGCUGUCUGCCAGGGGAACCAUAUCGUCUCCUCUUACACCACAGCUGGAGUCAGCCAGGUGGAGUAAAGAGGAGCUGGAGCUGAUUAACAGGUGGGCGUUCAUGGGCGAGAAGAUCAUCCACGGUAACCCUUCAGGGGUGGAUAACGCUGUGGGCACAUGGGGGGGCUUUUUAAGAUACCAUGCUGGGAAUAUAACUCCACUAAGCUGGGUUCCUAUUCUGAGAAUCCUCCUGACUAACACCAAAGUACCACGUAGCACCAAAGUGCUUGUUUCUGGAGUGAAGGACAAAAUUAACAAGUUUCCCUCCAUAAUGAAUCCAAUUCUGGAGUCCAUCAGUGCUGUGUCCGUCACCUGUGAACAGACUCUCACAGAGAUGGCCGCGCACGGACCGUCGGCUGAUUACUACAACAUACUGGAGGAGCUGAUUGAUAUAAACCAGCACCAUCUGAACGUGAUGGGUGUGGGUCACUCAUCCCUGGACACACUGUGUAGGGUCACUCUGGCCAGAGGGCUGCAUAGCAAACUGACAGGAGCAGGAGGAGGAGGCUGUGGAAUCACUCUCCUACGACCAGAAACAGAUACUUCUAUGAUUCAGAGCACCAUUGAGGAGCUGAAGGCCUGUGGUUUCGACUGCUGGGAGACCAGUAUCGGCGCUCCUGGCGUCCAGCAGCACUCUUCAGCUGCACUCAGUCAGGAAAUACUGAAGAUCCUCAACAGCUACUGAGACACAAUGAAAACAUUGUACUAUAUGCACCAUUGUUACCGUUAACAAGGAUGUUCACUGCUGCCUUUACUCUGGAUCCUGGUUCGACAAACGUACCAGUAAUCAUACCGUAAUUUCUGGGGAAAAUUAUAUAAAACAUAACCUCAUUAUCUGCCUGAUUAUUAUUAUUUUUAUAUAUAUAUCUUUGUGUCAUUACAUUCAGAGUGCUUAUGCAUUAUGAAGUUUUAUAUGCCUCUAGAUGGCAGCAAAGUGUAAGUCAGAUUUAAUACUGUCAAUUUUAGGCAGAAUGCAUGAAGUGCAAAGAAUAUAUAAUUUAAUUAAAUCUGAAUACUAAAUUAAUUUAAAAAUAACAUCUAAUAAAUGACAGCCUUUUUUAUGGAAAGCUGUCAUGCACGAUAUUAUUAUUUCCUGGCUGUCUGUGUAUUCCUAGCAAAUGUAGUACAAUAAUCUCAUUUGCCAAAAUUUUUCUCAACACGGAUCACAUUUCUGACCAAAACUAGCACAGCUUGGAGCAUUUUGGACUGACUGGAGCCGUUGUAUUAGUGUCACUAAACCCAAAGUAAUUACUUUUCAGUUCUUUGCACUUUUUCCGGAUAUUUUGCACCGGAAUAGUUUUGAAGCCAAGGAGGGGAUGCAAGGACGCAUUUGGCUGUCGACCAGAUGCAGUCCAAGUUGAUCUGUGAAGCGCUGUGAUGAAAUAACGCUCUGCACUUAGAGAGGAACACAUUUCCCCACAGUCUCAGGAGAGGGGUGUAAUUUUAGUGGUGUUUUGUGAGGAACAGAUAAAGAGGGCUAUCUUCAGCACACAAGACCUGGAGCUAGAGAAUAGGAAAUGGAUUUGCUCUGAGAUGAAUGUGUUCCUGUAAACUGAAGGCCAGCAGAAGGACAGAGCCUCUUAUAAUUGAACAAGUCAACUUUGAGAAUACCCAGGGAGGUCAGAGACACCUUUAAAAGUGAGUGCUGUUGAUUUUGUAAAUUUGAAGCUGUCACCGUGCUUAAUCCAGGCACAAAGCCAUCAUUUCAGAAGUGAAGGGUACAUAAUGUGCAGACCAGUUUAGUUUUGUUUUUCCUUCUCUUUUGUCUAAAUUCGAUUUAGACUAAUAAAAUGUUUUGUUUUAGGCUA
Carassius gibelio (silver crucian carp) is the source of this 2568-nucleotide messenger RNA. RefSeq names its product mevalonate kinase. Gene Ontology annotation, molecular function: ATP binding; mevalonate kinase activity. Gene Ontology annotation, biological process: isoprenoid biosynthetic process; cholesterol biosynthetic process. NCBI's taxonomy places the organism in Eukaryota, Metazoa, Chordata, Actinopteri, Cypriniformes, Cyprinidae. The coding region runs from base 255 to 1445 and encodes 396 amino acids. Gene Ontology annotation, cellular component: cytoplasm. The record is from RefSeq and is a predicted model, not a curated record. The transcript is spliced from 10 exons.